Molecule: messenger RNA, 1470 nt
Organism: Cheilinus undulatus (humphead wrasse)
Lineage: Eukaryota; Metazoa; Chordata; Actinopteri; Labriformes; Labridae
Gene: hapln2
Product: hyaluronan and proteoglycan link protein 2
Exons: 6
Coding region: 167-1180 (337 amino acids)
Biological process (GO): cell adhesion
Molecular function (GO): hyaluronic acid binding
Source: RefSeq, a predicted model, not a curated record
CAGGAGCCAACAGGGUUAAUGGAGGACUCUACAGCGCAAAAUGAUGAAAAAUCCUGAAGUUUAGAGCCUUCGAAAGCUUCUGCAUCAUGUGGGGGGUCAACAAAAGAAGAAGACAAAACACCUGAACCUCACACCUACAGGAAGUGGAGGUGCUCCUUCCUUCAAAAUGAACUGUGCUGUGAUUCUUCUGUUAACAUCAGGCUGCUUCACCUGGUCAUCAGUGAUAUACACCUCCCACAGAGCAGGGUCCAAUAAGCUGAAGUACCUCCUGGAGCCUCCAGUGUACGCCGAGGUCGUAGGUCGACGUGGAGGUAACGUCACUUUGCCGUGCAUCCUGAGAACCAAACCCAGCCACUAUAAAGUGAAAUGGACAAAGCUGGAGUCAGAAAACACAGGACAGGAGAACAUUAUUAUGAUCUCAAAUUCACACUCCUUUAAACAGUACGGCCAUCUCGGCCCGAGGGCCGCUCUCAGGAAAGCUCACACCAUGGACGCCUCGUUGCUGCUCAGCCGACUGAAGCUGGAGGACGGCGGCUCGUAUCGCUGCGAGCUCAUCAACGGCAUCGAGGACGAGAGCGUCUUCGUCUCUCUGAGGAUUGAAGGCGUGGUGUUUCCAUAUCAGGGUAAAAAUGGACGCUACAAAUUCACCUUCCAAGAAGCUAAGGAUGCCUGUACCGAGCAGGACGGUAUUUUAGCUUCGUACAGCCAGCUGUUCAGAGCGUGGACAGAGGGUCUGGACUGGUGUAACGCCGGCUGGUUAGAGGACGGAACCGUUCAUUACCCCAUCAUUCAGCCCCGGCCUGCCUGUGGAGGAGAGGUGCUUCCUGGUAUCAGAAGUUAUGGACCAAAAGAUAAAAAACAGGAUCAGUUUGAUGCUUUCUGCUUCACCUCACAGACCGCUGGCUCUGUUUCCUACAUUUCCGGCUCGUUCUCCUUCGAGCAGGCUGAACGUGCGUGCGGACGUCAGGGCGCUGAGCUGGCGUUGGUCGGCCAUCUCUACUCCGCCUGGCAUUUCCAGAAAUACGACCAGUGUGAUGGAGGAUGGUUGAGGGACGGCAGCGUGAGGUUUCCCAUCAGUAACCCCAGAGAGCGCUGUGGAGGCAUCCCCGAGGCAGGCGUGCGCUCGUUUGGAUUCCCCGACAAGAAGAAGCAUCUUUACGGAGCCUACUGUUAUAGGUAGUCAGACAUAAAAUACAUGAUCUUUUUCUACAUCAGUGUCUCAGUCGUGAGGAUGGGAAAGAAGAUGGAGGAAGAGCGGAAUCCACUAAACAGUUUUCAGCUCUGUUUGUCAGAUGCAUAAUUAGCCAUAAUCCAUAAUAAAGAUACAUGGACUUUAAAGAUAAAGUCUGCUGAGCUUCACAGCCUUCUGCACAUUUGUUUAAUGAUAACUGCAUCUCCCAGCGUGUCUUUAUAACAGGAGACUCAUUCAUGGAGGCUUAAUGUCUACAAUAGAUAACAUUCAGCUGCUGU